Messenger RNA from Doryrhamphus excisus (bluestripe pipefish), 5548 nucleotides. The record is from RefSeq and is a predicted model, not a curated record. NCBI's taxonomy places the organism in Eukaryota, Metazoa, Chordata, Actinopteri, Syngnathiformes, Syngnathidae.
CUAAUGGACUACAACCACCAGAGGGGGCGCUAGUGCGACAACAGCCUUUUUAACCCAAGAAGAAGAAGAAGCCAACAUGGCGCAUCCCUGGCAAAAUGGAUUCUCCUUGUGUAAUUGACGGCUGAUUUUAAAGUCAUCUUCAAACACAUCUGCCAAUGACGAACGAGCGCUUUAUGUACCCGAUAUUAAACCGAGCAUCCGGAUACAGCAGCACAGGAGCAACCAUUAAGCACCAAAAGAGCCAAAAAUAGCUGGAUCACAGCUGUGCGGACGUCUUUCCAUUGGCUCAUGCACUGACAGGAAUCUGCCAGGUGGUGUUGGCUGGUUGGGGAACAGAGCAUGUGGAGUGGCUCCUGUUACUAUGGAGUCAAAGGAUAAGCAGCAGGAGGAAGAUCCUGUUACUUUGGGCCUGUUGACCCAUCAAGCUCUGGGAAGACUCAGGGAUCAGCUUGGCGACCUGUUGGACCAGUACCAGAAGACGACCAGCAAACGGGUCUCUGCACAGGAACACUGGGUGAGUAGCUUCCUUUACCAUGGCAACCGCCACUCCUGUCUCCACUGGCCGGGAGCUGCUCUCACUAUUUUGGUGGCACUGGGACUUUUGUGUUGCUAUGGCAGCCAGCCAAAAGGCAGUUCCGGUAGUGAGGUGGUGAAUGCCGCUGCUCUCGUCAUCCUCUUGCUGGUGAAUCUGCUGCUGGUCAGACGACAGGAGAUGCUGAAAAGGAGUGAGAUGGUCCGUCGCCUCAAAGGCAUCGUAACGCAGCUUAGCGAUUAUCUUUCUGGUUGGGUGGGCGAAGUACGGUGGCCUGUAUCGCUUUAUCCUGAUCUAUACACACCUUCGUCACCAUCGUGGUCUCUUCAUUGGACAUACCGUGACUCCCAGUUGGUCAAUCUGCCUGUCAGUCUGCUGGUGGAAGGAGAUAUUAUUGCUCUGAGACCCGGACAGGAAGCAUUUGCAUCUCUCCGAGGAAUAAAGGAUGAUGAACACAUUGUAUUGGAGCCCGGAGAUUUGUUCCCCCCAUCCUCUCCAUCUCCUUCUGCGCUGGCCAAUGAGAAAAGAGGACCGCAUAGCCCACAGCAACAUCGUCUCUUCAGAGUUGUCAGGACUCCAGUUCUAGACACAGUUAGGAGUUGUUUGGAGUUGGCAGGCUCUCGGCCAAUCACCGUCCUCGACAAUGAGCGUUUUACAGUGCAGUCCGUCAUCACCAAGCUGGUCUGUCCUGUGGUUCUGGCGGCCUUUCUGCUGGUAAACUCAGUGCGAUACUUUUGUGAUGCGCCCAACCUCACUCCCACCAGCUACAAUUUCUUGCAGCUUCAGUUGAUGGGUGUGCUGCCCGUCUUACCGCUGCUAUUCCCCAUCAUGUGGGUACUGGUCAAUGCCUUUGGAGAGGCCCGGGUCCUUGCCGAGUUCAGCCGUGUAUCUCCAGCAGGACUGCUUGCAAAAUUCUCGGAGGACACUCUAAGCAGCUACACUGAAGUGGUUUCCUCCCAGGAGAUGAUGCUGUGUGUGUGGAGACAUCUCAUUGGUGUCCUGAAGGGAGCAUCGCAGACUCUCUGUUACACAUCCAGCCUUUUACACACGCUUGGAUCUGUCACUGUCUUGUGUUGUGUGGACAAACAGGGUAUCCUAUCCUGGCCGAACCCGAGCCCCGAGACUGUGCUGUUCUUCAGCGGACGAGUGGAACCACCUCACAAUAGCCAGGAAGAUCUCAUAGACGGCCUGUCAGUCAACUCCUACUGCAGAAUGGAGACCUAUGAAGACAGGGAUGAGCAGGCCCUGGAAGUGGAAGCUCUUCUUUGUCAAACAGCGGAGCUUAGCACCCAGCUUGGGGAAACACCUGAGCCCAGUGAGGCGACUCAUUCAACAGAAACACUAAGGCUUCAGCGCUCCUGCCAACCCGGAAACGCUCGCACCAAACACAACUCCGGAUCCAACGUGAGCUACAGUCGUGACACAGAAGGCGGUGAAGACCAGUCCCAGGAAUUUGGGAUUGGCUGCCAAGAAACGGAAGCAGACGAUUUUGUGUGCGACUACCACCUGGAAAUGCUGAGUCUGUCUCAAGACCAGCACAACCCCGCUAGCAUCCAGUUUGAUGAUCUGUCAUGGCAGUGCCACUUGCCUUCGCUCAAACCCCUGGGCCUCAACAUCAUGCUCAACCUCUGCAACACCAGCGUCACCCAGCAGCUUUGCCGCUUCUCCGAUCAUUUGUCCAAUCUAGCGGUGCAGGAGAGCCACGGCAGCGUGCAGCCAGUUUGCGUUCCCUGGGGGCUCUGCGAGCUCUCCAGGCUCAUAGGGUUCACUCCCGGUGCCAGGGAGCUCUUUAAACAGGAGAGCCACCUAGCUCUUUAUCAGCUGCCAACCGGAGAAAAUGCUAAAGAUCUGCCUUCCAGACGCCUGCAUUACUUCACCAAGCGUCAGCCGCCUCUCUCCCACCUGAUCUCCCUCUUUGUACGAGACUCUUCCUCCAAUAAUGUCCAGAUGCUGUCCCAUGGUACAGCUGACCUGAUCUUGGAGGCCUGCACUGACUUUUGGGAUGGAGCUGAUAUUUAUCCCCUCUUAGGAUCCGACAGAAAAAAGAUUCUGGACUUCUACCAACGUGCCUGCCUCUCCGGUUAUUGCUCAGCCUUUGCCUAUAAACCCAUGCAAGUUUCCUUGUCCGGCCAAUUGAAUGGGAAGUGUGUGGAGCUGGCCCCUGGACCCUGUCUCUUCUCAGGACUGGAGCUCCCCUUCACCACUCCCAUCAAGUACAAUUCCUGCAGGAACAGUUGGAGCUCAGACGAAGGAAUUGGUGAAGGAGUGGAACGUGACGAUUGUGUUCAAGCCCUGAGCGGACAGAUAUUCAUGGGCAUGGUAUCGUCCCAGUUCCAGGCUCGGCUGGAUACAGUCAGGCUCAUUGACGCCCUGAUCACUGCAUGCAUUCGUUUUGUUUACUUUUCCAUGGAGGAUGAACUCCGUAGUAAGGUUUUUGCAGAGAAGAUGGGUUUAGAGACUGGCUGGAACUGUCAUAUCUCACUGACUUCAAUCGGAGAUGGUCCCUGUGAAGCGGUUCCUUCCAGCCCCGGUCACGGCUCCCUUCAUGAGGACCUGAACCAAGAUUCACGAGAUGAAGCUGAUGGACCGCUGCUACAAGAGGAGGAGGCGCACUCUGACCUGGCCAGCUUUCAGCCAACAGAUAGCGAUGUGCCCAGCUUUCUUGAAGACUGCAACAGGGCAAAGCUUCCUCGGGGCAUUCACCAGGUUCGACCUCACUUGAAGAACAUCGAUAAUGUGCCUCUAUUGGUGCCACUGUUCACCGACUGCACCCCUGACACCAUGUGUGAGAUGAUAAAGAUCAUGCAAGAGAACAGGGAGGUUACAUGCUGUUUGGGAAGCGCCGCUAAUUUCCGCAACAGCCGCCUGUUUCUACAAAGUGACCUCAGCAUUGCUCUAGAUCCAAUUUACCCAUCUCAGUGCUCGAGGGAGACGUUUGGCUAUUCCACGUGGAGUCCGUUCAACAGUAACGCGGAAGGUCUGUCUCCUCUGAGACUCUCGGGGCAACUCAACAGUCUUGGCUGCUCCGUCACCUUUCACCAAGGAGAGAGCGUCAGCAUGAUCAAGCUCAUUGAACAGGCACGACACACAACAUACGGCAUCCGCAAGUGCUUCCUGUUUCUGCUGCAGUGUCAGCUCAGUCUGGUCAUCAUUCAGUUUUUAGCCUGUUUAGCUCAGCUCCCUCCUCCCAUGAACAUCACCGACAUCCUCUGGCUGUCUUGCUUCAGCUGCCCACUGCUAAGCGUGUCGCUUCUGGGAAAGCCACCAGACAGUUCGGUCAUGACUGUUGCUACUGGGAAGAACCUUGAUGCCAUUCCCAAAAAGACUCAAAACUACUUCCUGGGCUGUUUUGUUUUGAAGUUUGGCCUGACGGUGUGCGCCUAUUUGUUGGCCUUUGGCUUUACUCUCCAAGAGAUCUGCAGCAGAAGCACAAACGUCACCAUGUUUGACAACACCUCUGGAAUUUGCCUGCAUAUACUCACAGCCAGCUCUUCAGACCAUGCUCCUCGUUGGUUCUGUGAACUGUCCAAUGGUCUGCUGUUGACUCAGAAGGUCAUGACGGGUUUCCUGGUCUUGCAUACAGUGGUGAUCUCGCUAAGCUACGUCCACCGCUCUCAGCCUUUGUGGCGAAAGAGUCCUUUCAGCAACACCUGGUGGUGUCUCACCGUACCUGUGGUUCUGCUCAGCCAGGUUGUCCAAGCCACGAUUGAUUACCAGUUGUGGCGUGACCGGGACAGCCUCCUGAACUUUGGACUGAGCGACAUACCUCUGCUUGGAUGGCUGCUUGUGUGUCUGUCGCCUCUGCUGGUGGUGGUGGUCAAUGAGGCGGUCAAGCUACAUGAGAUCAGGGUGCGAGUUCGCUACCAAAAGAGACAGAAGCUGCAGUUUGAAACGAAGCUCGGAAUGAACUCUCCAUUCUGAUGACGUUGAUGAAGCACCAGUGCCCAAGUCGUAUCCGCCGGCAGCUGAAGAACGUCGGCAUAGCAACACAAAGACACAACGUAGCACUGAUGCAGCGGAUGCCAACAAGUCUCCUUUUCCUUGGCUUUCUUACAGACGACUUCUCUUGCAUGAUUUUACUCAGCACCUCAAGACCAUAUUGGGACAUCAAACGAUUUUAAUGACUUUUUAAAGAUGUUUUAUGGUGGAACAGAACAUUUUAUCACCGACUUUAUCCAUUCCAAAACUUUAUUUAGAGCACAUGCAUUUUUUUUUAGCAGAGGAUGUCAACUAAUUGUGACGCCUACUGUAUAUUUAAAAGGAAUUCAAAGAAAGCCUCUUUUCCGACUGGCUUUCUGGAGCAGUGCGGAAUCACGUGUACUCUUUUUUUUUUUUUUUUUUGAGAAUAUCACAUGUGAGUAAGCGAAAUUGCGCUGUCAAUCACAAAUCACUUUACAAAUAAAAAAACAAACAAAGACCAAAGUCUAUUAUGUGUCGCAUGGCCAAAAGGUACAGUGGCAACAGCCCAAACAUAAUUACAGAAGAGAAGCACAAUGGAAAAUGGCCAUGACAAAUAUUUGACAUAAACGGGUUCCAUGGACUUUAAUUCAAGUUCUUAUGUGCACCGAUUGUUGAUGUUUUUAUAUACUGUCCUGUACUGUACUGUUUCCAUAAUAGGGGACACCCAACUCACCUUGAUAUGACACCAUGUAGGAAAUUGGGCCCAUGAGGACGAGGUGAGAUUUUAAUCUUCAUUUUAACAAAAGUACAAUGAAAAAAUGGACAAAGUUUUGAAAUGUUUAUUCUCCAAGAAAUUGACGCUACAACAACAUUUUUGGAGACCAAAUAAACUAUCAUAAUAAUAUUUUCUUUAAUAUGUCAUCUUUCACAGCUAGGAGACCAGGGUUCAAUUCCACCCUCGGCCAUCUCUGUGUGGAGUUUGCAUGUUCUCCCCGUGCAUGCGUGGGUUUUCUCCGGGUACUCCGGUUUCCUCCCACAUUCCAAAAACAUGCUAGGUUAAUUAGCCACUCCAAAUUGUCCAUAGGUAUGAAUGUGAGUGUGAGUGGUUGUUUGUCU